AUGCGGCUCUGGGACCGGCCAGCGCCGCUGCAGCGCACGGCAGGCGUCUGUGCGGAGGAGCUGCUUGGAGACAGAGGAGACUUCGCACAGCCCGGCUUGGCGCCCUCCCAGCGUGCGCCCGGGUGCAGGUGGCAGGAACCCUUUGUGGCCACUUCUGCGCCCGGAGAGCACACAGAGAGCCUGGUGGCCGCGCAGGCCACCAAGUACAAGGGGGUCUUCGAGAUGUUCAACGAGGAGGGCAACAGGGAGGUGACGAUGGGGGAGCUGGAGCGGCUCGUGAGCCGGCUGGGCACCAACCCCACAGAGAGCCAGCUGACCUCCAUGGCCAAGGCCGUGGACCGAGACACUCCCUGCAAAGCCUUCUUCAACUGCGACAGCUUCCUGGCCCCGACGGGGAUUCCCUGGGAGAAGGCCCGGAACCAGGAGGGCGAGCUGCGGGUGGCCCUCCGAGUCUUCGACCAGGAGGGCAAGGGCUGCCUCCACCGGGACACACUCGAGUCUGUGCUCAUGAACGCGGGCGAGCCCCUCAGUGAGGUGGACACGGGGCAGCUGAUGGAGGAGGCCAUGAGGACGACCACGAGGGUGAGCAGGGGACGGGCCCCGGGAGCUCACAGCCCAGGCCGGCCAGGCUGCUGUCACGCCCUCUGCUUUCCGAGUUCGUGGCCAUGAUGACCGGAGAGUCCUUCAAGCUAGUCCGGUAGGAGCAGCUGCUCUGGCUGUGGGCGGCCUGCCCGGUGGAGGAGCCA
Messenger RNA from Pteronotus mesoamericanus, 746 nucleotides. RefSeq names its product calmodulin like 6 (gene CALML6). Lineage: Eukaryota; Metazoa; Chordata; Mammalia; Chiroptera; Mormoopidae. Gene Ontology annotation, cellular component: myosin II complex. Gene Ontology annotation, molecular function: calcium ion binding. The record is from RefSeq and is a predicted model, not a curated record. Bases 1 to 669 code for a protein of 222 amino acids. The transcript is spliced from 4 exons.